Messenger RNA from Sorghum bicolor (sorghum), 2004 nucleotides. RefSeq names its product zinc finger BED domain-containing protein RICESLEEPER 2-like. The record is from RefSeq and is a predicted model, not a curated record. The transcript is spliced from 3 exons. Gene Ontology annotation, molecular function: DNA binding; protein dimerization activity. Bases 1 to 2004 code for a protein of 667 amino acids. NCBI's taxonomy places the organism in Eukaryota, Viridiplantae, Streptophyta, Magnoliopsida, Poales, Poaceae.
AUGGUCCCUCUACGGAUAAGUGAUCUGUGCCUCUACGGAUGCCAGAUGGUGAUCGGUAAGAGAAGCAAUGAUGGCCAUGAUAAGGAGAAAGGCUACCAGUAUGAUGUGUCUGAUAUUUGGGAAGGCUUCUCGAUACUGAAACGUGGUGGUGACAGCACUAACUCUGGUAAUAGAUGCACUUCUCUUUUGGACUCUUCUCAUUCAGAUGCUGAGAGCAAUGCUGGUCCUGAUCUUAAUGCUGGUAGAAGAGCCUUGACCAUGUGUAUAAUUACUACUGGUCAAUCCCUUUCACUUGUUGAUGGAAUUGGUUUUCAGCGUUUUGUUCGUGCUCUUAAUCCGUUUGUCUCUGUAAGCCGCUCAACUUUAGACCAAGAUCUGAUGGCUCUUUAUGGAAGGGAAAAGGAUACUCUGCAUUCCAUCAUAUCUGAAACACCUGGCGGGUUCAGUUUUGCUAUUGAUAAGUGGAGGUCUAAAGAGACUGGUGAUAACUAUAAUGAUGACAUUUAUCUUUGUGUCACUGCUUGCUUUGUUGAUGCUGGCUGGAAGUUGCAGAGAAGAAUAGUGGGUUUUAAAUUCAUGGAAUUUCCUGAUGAUGUCACAUCUGUUGCUGAGACUGUAGCAUUGUGUCUUAGUGAAUUGAAAUUUGACAAGAAGGGCAUAGGCAUAACUUUGGAUAAUGAUACUCUGAACAAUAUUGAAUAUGAAGCUUCAAUGCCUGAUUCACUCAAGACUGUUCUUCAUGAUAAGUGCAAGUUAUUGUGGGAUGGUGAAUUCUGUCAGGUACAUUGUCUCACAGAUAUCUUGAAUUCUGUUGUGCAAGCUAGUCUAGGGCUGAUUUCUGAUAUUAUUAGCAAGAUUCGUCAUGGAAUUCAUCAUAUCACUUAUUCAGCUAGUACCUUGGAUGCUUUUUAUCGUUUUGCCAAAGACAUUUGUCAUUUGGAUGUUAUGAAGCUACGUGCUGAUCUGGUUGUUACUUGGGACUCAGCUUACAAGAUGCUGGGCUGUGCCAUACAUUACCGGGAUGCUUUCACUCACUUUGCAUCAACAGAUGAAACCUUUUUGUCCGAAUACCAUCUUUCAGAUGAUGAGUGGAACAAGGUAGCAAUUGUAGAGAAGUUUUUGAAGCCAAUUUAUGAUAUAACUUGCAUAUUUAUACGCACAGAAUUCAAAACUUCCAAUUUGUACUUUCUUGGAGUUUAUAAAGUUUACAGAUUGCUAGAAGUGACAAAGGAGCGUGAUAACUUCAUGUCUGCUAUGGUGAAAGAUAUCAAAGUGAAGUUUGACAAAUAUUGGGUGGAGUGUAGCCCAAUUUUAGCUUGUGCAGCUGUUCUUGAUCCUCGUUACAAGCUCAACUUAGUCCGCUACUGUUUCAGAAAGGUCUAUGGGGAAGCUGAUUCUGCCCAACAUGUUGAUAGAGUUGUUGCAUUGCUCCACCGAUUGCUAGCUGAGUAUGAAAAAUCUUCUUGUUUAUCUUUGGUUGGGACUAAUGUUGUUGAAUACCAUGCCAAGGACGAUCUGUUUGAUGAUUACCCUCCACAAGAGCAAAUAUCAGAGCUGGAUUGGUAUUUGCGGUUGCCAACGAUGGAUCUAAACACCGAUCUUGAUAUCCUGGAGUUUUGGAGCGUUAUGUCCAAGUGUUACCCUGAUCUUGCAAGCUUGGCUCGUGAUAUCCUUGCUGUUCCUAUCUCCACAGUUGCUUCCAAAUCUGCAUUUAACACUCAGGAAAAAAUCUUGAAUCCUCAUCGAGGUAGUACGCUCAGUCCAGAUUUACUUGAGAUGCUUAUUUGUCUCCAUGACUGGACAUGUCCAAAAGACAAAAAUGGAAUUUCUCUAUCUGCUGUCGAAGAGUAUUAUAGUGAUGGCGACGAAGAGGAUGAUGGACUGGGAUAUGAUGAUAAUGAUGAAGAAAAGGUAAUGGAAGAAUCUGAUGACUAUGACGAGGAGAGCAAAGAAGAUGAUGAGGACAGUGACAACUAUGGUUCCACUGAGGACAGUGAUAAUUAG